AUGGCUGCCCAGGGCGCAGCGCUCCAAAACCACAACAAUGAGCUCGUGAGGUGCAUCGAGGACCUCCGGGAGAAGCGCGGGGAGAUUGACCGGCAGGUGCGCGAGGACGAGCAGGAGAAGGGCAAGAUUCAGAAUGACAUCCAGGUGCUUUCACGUCGCUUGGCGCAGCUGAACGAGGCGCUGGCGCGCAAGGUUGCGUCGCGCAACGAGUACGACAAGGUGAUUGCGGAGACGGAGGCGGCCUACAUGAAGAUUCUGGAGAGCUCGCAGACGCUGCUCACGGUGCUCAAGCGCGAGACGGUCAACAUGACGAAGAGCAAGCAGGCCAGCAGCUGA
Pedinophyceae sp. YPF-701 is the source of this 336-nucleotide messenger RNA. The record is from the annotation of a GenBank genome assembly. NCBI's taxonomy places the organism in Eukaryota, Viridiplantae, Chlorophyta, Pedinophyceae.